CCUCAGGACGGGACCGGGACAAGGGCGGGAGGGAGAGGGAGGAAGGGGCGCCAGCGGCGGGCGGGAUCCUGCGAGGCGCGUGAAGCCUCGUUGGCGCCUCGUCGGGGACCCAGACGCUGGCGGCCGCGGAGUUUCUCACGACCGGCGGAGCUCUCUCUCAGCUGACUGUAUUUCAGAAAGCAUCAACUUUUCUCAGUGGACCAAUUCUUCGAGUGAAAUAUGCCUGUACUGUUUUAAAAAGCUUUGUGCUUCAUCAUGGAAAAAUUUACCCACCCAAAAAUGAAAGUAAAGACAUUUGAGAAGGUGAUUUAAGGUGUGGACAUUUGAGAAAGUAUCCCAUCAAAUCAUUGAGCCUAACUAUAAGGAUUAAAGAGAUUAAUACCAAAGACUUUUUAAACCAGGAGGAUUUCAUCUUAACAGAAAAACAACUUUUAUUCAAUAUGUAUUUUCUGAAACUAAAAGAGAGAGACAAAAGUAGAUUUAAAAGAAAAUAGAUGAAGAUGGUUAGUAAGUAAGCAGUGUCAACUCUCUUCUGAUGAGGAUAAUUCAGUGAUGUUAAAUCCUUUCCAAAUCGCUGGUUGUGGUCCUAAAGACACGACUGUUUUUUGAUGGGACAUCCGACACUAAGGGGAGUGGGACCUUCUGUGGAUUCAGCUCACAGUUGGAGAAGAUGCAGUCCUUGGCAUGAGUGGCUUAAAAGAGGAAAUAAAGUUUUCAAUUAAAGUCAAAAGUACAGUCAUUUUUUUACUUCUGUGAUUUUAAAAGCCUCCUCAUAACCACUGAAAAAGAAUUGACAGCUAUUUUAAAAGAUUAAAGAAAGGCAGAUGUCUGCAAACAGUUCCCCUCCAUCAGCCCAGAAGUCUGUCUUACCUGCACCUCUUCCUGCUGUGCUCCCCACUCCUUCUCCGUGUUCAAGUCCAAAAACAGGACUCUCUGCCCGGCUCUCUAAUGGAAGCUUCAGUGCCCCGUCGCUCACCAACUCCAGAGGCUCCGAGCAGACAGUCUCAUUCCUGCUGCAGAUCGGCCUUACGCGGGAGAGUGUUGCCAUUGAAGCCCAGGAACUGUCUUUAUCUGCGGUCAAGGAUCUUGUGUGCUCCAUUGUUUAUCAGAAGUUUCCAGAGUGUGGAUUCUUCGGCAUGUAUGAUAAAAUUCUUCUCUUUCGCCAUGACAUGAACUCAGAAAAUAUUUUGCAGCUGAUUACCUCAGCAGAUGAAAUCCAUGAAGGAGACCUGGUAGAAGUUGUUCUUUCAGCUUUGGCCACAGUAGAAGACUUCCAGAUUCGUCCCCAUACUCUCUAUGUACAUUCUUACAAAGCUCCUACUUUUUGUGAUUAUUGUGGUGAGAUGCUCUGGGGCUUGGUACGUCAAGGACUGAAAUGUGAAGGCUGUGGAUUAAAUUAUCAUAAACGAUGUGCCUUCAAAAUUCCAAAUAACUGCAGUGGAGUAAGAAAGAGGCGCCUGUCAAAUGUCUCUCUGCCAGGACCCGGCCUCUCCGUUCCAAGACUCGUCCAGACUGAUUAUGUUCCCCUUCCCACAGAGGAGUCACAUGUUCACCAAGAACCAAGUAAGAGAAUUCCUUCUUGGAGUGGUCGCCCUAUCUGGAUGGAAAAGAUGGUGAUGUGCAGAGUAAAAGUUCCACACACGUUUGCUGUUCACUCUUACACCCGGCCCACGAUCUGUCAGUACUGCAAGCGGCUACUGAAAGGCCUCUUUCGCCAAGGAAUGCAGUGUAAAGAUUGUAAAUUCAACUGCCAUAAACGCUGUGCAUCAAAAGUACCAAGAGACUGCCUUGGAGAAGUCACAUUCAAUGGAGAACCUUCCACUCUGGGAACAGAUACAGAUAUACCAAUGGAUAUUGAUAGUAGUGACAUGAACAGUGAUGGUAGCCGGGGCUUGGAUGACAUUGAAGAACCGUCUCCUCCAGAAGAUAAAAUGUUCUUCUUGGACCCAUCUGACCUUGAUGUGGAAAGAGAUGAGGAAGCCGUGAAAACAAUCAGCCCGUCAACAAGCAGUAAUAUCCCGCUGAUGAGGGUUGUGCAGUCCAUCAAGCACACGAAGAGGAAGAGCAGCACGAUGGUGAAGGAAGGCUGGAUGGUCCAUUACACCAGCAGGGACGCCCUGAGAAAGAGACAUUAUUGGAGACUGGACAGCAAAUGUCUCACAUUAUUUCAAAAUGAAUCUGGAUCAAAGUAUUACAAGGAAAUUCCACUUUCAGAAAUUCUCCGCAUAUCUUCGCCACAAGAUUUCACAAACAUUUCACAAGGCAGCAACCCACACUGUUUUGAAAUCAUCACCGAUACUAUGGUGUACUUUGUUGGGGAGAACAGUGGGGACAGCUCCCACAAUCCUGUUCUUGCUGCCACCGGAGUUGGAGUUGAUGUAGCGCAGAGCUGGGAAAAAGCAAUUCGCCAAGCUCUCAUGCCUGUUACCCCGCAAGCAAGUGUUUGCACUUCCCCGGGGCAAGGGAAAGAGCACAAAGAUUUAUCAACUAGUAUUUCUGUAUCUAACUGUCAGAUCCAGGAAAAUGUGGACAUCAGUACUGUUUACCAGAUCUUUGCCGAUGAGGUGCUUGGUUCAGGCCAGUUUGGCAUCGUCUAUGGAGGAAAGCACAGAAAGACUGGAAGGGAUGUGGCUAUUAAAGUAAUUGAUAAGAUGAGAUUCCCCACAAAACAGGAAAGUCAACUCCGUAACGAAGUGGCUAUUUUACAGAAUUUGCACCACCCUGGGAUCGUAAACCUGGAAUGUAUGUUUGAAACUCCGGAACGAGUUUUUGUAGUAAUGGAAAAGCUGCACGGCGAUAUGUUGGAAAUGAUUCUGUCCAGUGAGAAAAGUCGGCUUCCAGAACGAAUUACUAAAUUCAUGGUCACACAGAUCCUAGUUGCCUUGAGGAAUCUACAUUUUAAAAAUAUUGUCCACUGUGAUUUAAAGCCAGAAAACGUGCUGCUCGCAUCAGCAGAGCCAUUUCCUCAGGUGAAGCUGUGUGACUUUGGUUUCGCGCGCAUCAUUGGUGAAAAGUCCUUCAGGAGAUCUGUGGUGGGGACGCCAGCAUACUUAGCCCCUGAAGUUCUCAGGAGCAAAGGUUACAACCGCUCUCUAGACAUGUGGUCAGUGGGCGUUAUCGUCUAUGUGAGCCUCAGUGGCACGUUUCCUUUUAAUGAAGAUGAAGAUAUAAAUGACCAAAUCCAAAACGCUGCAUUUAUGUACCCACCAAAUCCAUGGAAAGAGAUUUCUGGUGAAGCAAUUGACUUGAUAAACAACCUCCUUCAGGUGAAGAUGAGAAAGCGCUACAGUGUGGACAAAUCUCUCAGCCACCCCUGGCUGCAGGACUAUCAGACUUGGCUUGACCUUCGAGAAUUUGAAACUCGCAUCGGUGAACGUUACAUUACACACGAAAGUGACGACGCCCGCUGGGAAAUACAUGCAUACACCCACAAUCUUGUAUACCCAAAGCACUUCAUUAUGGCUCCCAACCCAGAUGAUAUGGAAGAAGACCCUUAGUACCAGUGAGCUAACGUCAGGAGGGAAGGGUUUUGUGUCGUGGGCUGAUGCUCUGCUGAACUGCGGUUCUGUGUGGGUGUCCUCAGCAAGGCGCAGGACGUGGGAAGGGUGGUAAGGCGUCCGUGGCACCACCACUGUAGUUCAUCGUGAGAAGGCACAGAGGGGAAACUGAGUAAUAAAAACACAUAACAGAACCAAGA
Molecule: messenger RNA, 3697 nt
Organism: Suricata suricatta (meerkat)
Lineage: Eukaryota; Metazoa; Chordata; Mammalia; Carnivora; Herpestidae
Gene: PRKD3
Product: protein kinase D3
Exons: 19
Coding region: 825-3497 (890 amino acids)
Biological process (GO): protein phosphorylation
Molecular function (GO): protein serine/threonine kinase activity; ATP binding
Source: RefSeq, a predicted model, not a curated record